CACACACAUACCCACCCAGCAUACAUAUUACAGUGUCCUGCAUUAAUUGACACUCGUUCAUAUUCUUUUGUUCUCACACAUAUAUGGAACCGGAGCAUUAUUUUCCUUGUCCUUCAUCAUGCUUAACCAGGUGGUGGUCGAGGGAGACGGUGGCGGUGGUGACCGGAGGGAACAAGGGCAUAGGGUUUGCAUUGGUGAACCGUCUUGCGGAAUUAGGAGUGAGUGUGGUGCUAACUGCUAGAGAUAGACAAAGAGGGGAAGCUGCAGUGGAGAAUCUCCGAAAGCAAGGCCUUGGUGAUUUUGUUCACUUUCUACUUCUUGAUGUCUCUGAUCCCCUUUCUGUGUUAACCUUCGCAUCCUCCUUCCAAGCCAAAUUCGGAGCCACCUUGGAUAUUCUUGUGAACAAUGCGGGAGUGUCCUACAAUGAACUAGACGAAAACUCAGUGGAGCACGCAGAAAGCGUCAUAAAGACCAACUUCUACGGUCCCAAGUUGCUGAUUGAAGCUCUUCUCCCUCUCUUUCGUUGCUCUUCUUCUUCCAUCACUCGUGUUCUCAACGUUAGCUCAAGGCUUGGCUCCCUCGAUAAGGUGAGAAAUGGUGAGAUAAGAGCAGUGUUAGAACGCGAGGACUUGAUGGAAGAACACAUCGAUGGAGUGGUGGGAACGUUCCUCAGAGACGUGAGAAACGGAACGUGGAAGAGCCAAGGGUGGCCGUCGUACUGGACGGAAUACGCGGUGUCGAAGCUGGCUCUGAAUGCAUACUCAAGAAUGUUGGCAAAGAGAUACUCGUACGAAGGAAGUGGGUUGAGUGUGAACUGCUUUUGCCCUGGUUUCACUCAAACCGCAAUGACCAAGGGCAAGGGUACUCACACCGCGGAUGACGCCGCCGCGCUGGCCGCCACCCUCGCCUUGCUUCCGCCGCACCUCUUGCCCACCGGAAAGUUCUUCUCGCUUGGAAAGAAGGCUACCUUCCUCAACCCUACUUCUAAAUUAUGAUCCCACUAAUUAAUUAAUUAAUCAAGAUAAAUGUUUACAUUGUAACACUCUUUUUGUUUCCUUGAUCAACUGGCUCGAGUUAUCUUAACUUUAACUAAUGGUAUUAAUUUUAAGUCUUGAGCUGCGUUUUAACACUAUAGUAUGAUAGGUACAAAGUGUAACAUGAACAUUUAAAAUGUAUAUUAAAAGUUAUGAGCAGAGCUCAAUGCAGCA
Messenger RNA from Glycine soja, 1208 nucleotides. RefSeq names its product (+)-neomenthol dehydrogenase-like. Lineage: Eukaryota; Viridiplantae; Streptophyta; Magnoliopsida; Fabales; Fabaceae. The transcript has 4 exons. Gene Ontology annotation, cellular component: membrane. The record is from RefSeq and is a predicted model, not a curated record. The coding region runs from base 84 to 995 and encodes 303 amino acids.